AUGAGACUGCUGCUCCUCAUAGCGACCUUAGUGCCAUUUGUGUUAUCACAGUACUAUAUGCAACCCCAAAUGCGUCCGGUGAUGCAGCCUCAGCAACAGAGAACCAUGUAUUAUCCAGUAAGGACUAACUGCCAAAACAGGUGCAAUCAGCAGACUAGAUACCGAUGGAAUGUCAGACCAACCAACAUCCGACCAAAUCUUCAAGUACAAAUCCGCACGAUCCCUUCUCAACCUGGACCAAUUCGCCCAAUCGUGAAUCCAGGGCCAGUCCCAACUCUUCCAACUCCACCACCAAGCACUUUGCCACCAAUUACUUAUCCAAGACCAACUGCUGGAAUCCCUAUUACAAUUUCUCCAACAACACAAGAGACUACCACCCAGCCAUCUACCACAACAACACUUGAGACACCAGCUCCUGAGUCCACUCCAUCCAUGGCUCCAUCCCAUACUGACCCAACGCCAGCACCCGAGACCACAGUAGCCCCAACAACAAAGUACCUGCGUCCGGAGCGCAAACAAACAAAAGCCAAAUACUUCAACCCAUGCGCUGUCGGCCAGCCACUUCUUAACGAAUUCUCCACUCCAAUCUCAUGUAACUACUUGAACCAACCGAACGGUGGAUGCCCUGAAGAUCACUUCUGUCACACGGGCGCCUCGUUCUCAACCACCGCGUGUUGCCCGUUGAUUUCUUCUGAAGACCGAUGUGCUCAACGUAGAGAUACGGGAGAAGGAGAUGAGCUAGUUGCUAGAUGGUACUUUGAUAGUCAGGCCAAGGAAUGCAGGCGGUUUUUGUACAAGGGAAUCCGAGGAAAUGCUAAUAACUUUGUCACCAAAGCGCAAUGUGUUGAUGCAUGUGAAGCAGAAACCGUGACCGAUGAGACAAAUCCAUGCAAGAUCAGUAACGCGGCCAAGUAUAAGAACGGUAGUCGCAUUAUUUGCGGUCCGAACGAUGACUCCAUGUGUCCGAACGGCUAUUACUGUCAUAUCGGCGAGAACCCGGAACUGACGGCUUGCUGCGAGAACAGUGGACUGACCGAUCCUUGCUUACUCUCCAUCAAUGUUGGCCAAGGUAAAGCCCUACUCAAGCGAUUCUACUACAACACUUUCUCGAAGAGAUGCACCGAGUUCAUGUACAAGGGAACCAAGGGAAACGAGAACAACUUUUUGUCAUACACACAGUGUCAAGAGAAAUGUCAAAAAUGGGAUAAUCCAUGUCCAGUGGCUGUCAAUUAUGCUCAAAAGAAGGAAUGUGGAAUGGACAACGGCAAUAGCACUGACUGCUCUGCUGGGCAAUGGUGCCACAUCGGAGCCACUAAGGAAUCUUCAGUUUGUUGUCCAGGAGCAUCUCCAGAUCCAUGUUCUCUCCCGAUGUUCGCUGGAGAGGGAACUGGCAAUCUCACCAGAUGGUAUGCGGACCCAGCUGACAAGUCGUGUAGCCGCCAGUGCAAGUCGUUCACUUACAACGGAGCCAAGGGAAACCAAAACAACUUCCUCACCAAACAACAAUGUGAGUCGAAGUGCAAAAGAGAAUGCAAGAAUCCAUGUGGAUCUGGAACAAUGCUAAUGACCCCAACCAACGAGCCACGUACCUGUAGUCCAAGUUCCCCAUGCCCCAGCUCCCAUUGGUGUCACGUUGGCAUCACACCAGAUACCACAGUCUGUUGCUCAGCUGUACAGAACACUUGUGAACUUCCAAUGACCAAGGGAUACGGUAACUCACAUUUGACCAGAUGGCACUUUGAUAAAAACCUUAACAAAUGCGUCAAGUUCAUCUACAGUGGAGAGGGUGGAAAUCAAAAUAUGUUCUUGACCCAGGAAGACUGUCUUACUGUAUGUCCAGUUUUCGAGAAUCCAUGCGGUAGUGGAAAGCCGCUAUUGAUUGGAGCCAAGCCAAAACUCUGCUCACCAGAUGAGAGAUGCCCAUCCACUCAUUUCUGUCAUAUUGGAGUUGAAGGAUCCGAAAACUACUGUUGUCCUAAACACGGUGACCCUUGCCAACAGCCACUUGCUAUCGGAACCGGAGGAUUCUCAAUCACCAGAUACUACUACGACAAGGAAACCCGCAGAUGUCGUGAAUUUGCCUACGAAGGACAGAAGGGAAAUGCCAAUAAUUUCUUGACCGGAGAAGAUUGUGGUCUCGUGUGUCCAGUACUUCCAAACCCUUGCAGUUUGGGCGAGCCACUGCUCAGUCUGCAGAAAGAGCCGGUGAUUUGUGGAGGAGAAGACACCUGUCCAAACGGAUACUAUUGUCAUGUCGGAGGAGCGCCAGAAACGACCAACUGCUGUCCUGGAACUCGUCGUCCAUGUGACCUACCACUUGAGGUCGGUCAAGGCAUCGAAAAGCUCGAGCGUUGGUUCUUCGACGGCGGAAUUCAAAUGUGUCGUCCAUUUGUUUACAAGGGAAUGAAAGGAAACUCGAACAACUUCCUAACCAAACAGUCGUGCCGACAAGCUUGUAAGGAAAUGAACCCGUGCGGUUAUGGCGAUCCGUUGGUCGACACCGCUGGAGAACGCAUCUUGUGUACCGGAGGACAACGAGUGGAUAGUUGUCCACAGAACAGCUACUGCCACGUUGGAUCAAGUGCUUUGACCACUUUGUGCUGUCCAAAGAGAAAAAUCGACCCAUGCGACCAAGCAGUCGAAGAGGGAACUGGUUCUGAAGACUUGCCAAGAUGGUUCUUCGACCGCAAACAAAACCGGUGCGCUCCAUUCACCUACGGAGGAGUUGCAGGAAACGAGAACAACUUCAUUAGCCAAAACACUUGUAUGGAGGCGUGUCCAGAGUAUAGAAACUAUUGUCCACAUGGAAUUCCACUGAUCGAAGGCUCCACAGUAACCUCCUGCGGAAUUGAUAAGGGAUGUCCAGAAGGAUUCAUCUGUCAUAUGUCCUCAGAAUUCAACGUCUCCAUUUGCUGUCAGGAUCCAAUGGAUUUCUGCCUUUCGGCUCGCGACUCGGGACCAUGCAAUAACUUUGAAAAGCGAUAUGGUUAUGACGCGAAUACCGAUACCUGUGUUGAGUACCAAUAUGGUGGAUGUGAAGGAACACUGAAUAACUUCCACUCGCUCCAAAGAUGUACAGAGAUUUGCUGCAAGGAGUACAAGAGAAGACAUCGAUUGUAA
Molecule: messenger RNA, 3120 nt
Organism: Caenorhabditis briggsae
Lineage: Eukaryota; Metazoa; Nematoda; Chromadorea; Rhabditida; Rhabditidae
Exons: 12
Coding region: 1-3120 (1039 amino acids)
Molecular function (GO): serine-type endopeptidase inhibitor activity
Source: RefSeq, a predicted model, not a curated record